CGGCGUCGGGCUCGCGGGGAAGAGACGCGGGCGGCGCAAGAUGGCGGCGGCAGCAGCAGCGGCGGCCGCUUCUGGGCCCCGGGCGAAGGCGCCGGCGGCGGAGGAAGCGGAGGACGAGGAGACGGCGACGGCCUUGGCCGUGACGGCGGCGCGUGGGCGCCCGGAGCACGAGGCGCAGUCGGAGGACUCGGGCGGGGGCGGCGACGGCGGCGACGAGGACGAGGACCUCGGCUGCUCCUCGGUGGAGGACGACGACGACGACGACGACGACGACGACGACGACGACGAGGAGAAGGAGAACGAGGCGGAGAUCCAGCGGCUGGAGGAGCAGCUUUCCAUCAAUGCCUUUGACUACAAUUGCCAUGUGGACCUGAUAAAGCUGCUCCGGCAGGAAGGGGAACUUAUCAAGCUGAGAAGGGCUCGACAGAAAAUGAGUGAACUUUUCCCUCUUACUGAAGAAAUCUGGCUGGAUUGGCUAAAGGAUGAGAUCAAGAUUGCAUCAGAUGGCUCAGAUCGGGAGAAAGUAUAUGAACUCUUUGAGCGGGCUGUAAAAGACUAUAUUUGUCCUGAAAUUUGGCUGGAGUAUGCUCAGUAUUCAAUUGGUGGGAUUGGUCAGGAAGGUGGCAUGGAGAAGGUUCGUUCCAUAUUUGAAAGAGCCCUUACUGCAGUCGGCUUACAUGUGACCAAAGGAGCAGCUCUGUGGGAGGCGUAUCGCGAGUUUGAGAGCGCGAUUCUGAGAACAGCCCAGCCUGCUCCUGGCAGCGUCUCGACGCCUGAACAACAGCAGGCCCUGGAUCUUCAGCUUGAGAGAAUCCACACGCUCUUCCGCCGCCAGCUGGGGGUCCCACUCCUAGAUAUGGAAGCCACUUACGCGGAGUACGAGGAGUGGUCAGAUGACCCAGUCCCGGAGGCCGUCACGCAGAACUACAAGAAAGCAUUACAGCAAAUGGAGAAAUGUAAACCCUACGAGGAGGCCCUGUUGGUAGCGGAGACACCAAAGCUAGCCGAGUAUCAAGCAUAUAUCGAAUUUGAGUUGAAAGCCGGAGAUCCUGCUCGCAUUCAGUUAAUCUUUGAGCGUGCACUGGCUGAGAACUGCCUCGUCCCAGACUUGUGGGCCCGCUAUAAUCAGUAUCUGGAUCGGCAGUUGAAAAUGAAGGAUCUGGUCUUGUCUGCACAUGAUCGUGCUGUUAGAAACUGUCCCUGGACAGUUGGACUGUGGAAUCGGUACCUCUUAGCCAUGGAAAGACAUGGAGUGGACCAUCAGAUAGUUUCUGACAACUUUGAGAAAGCAUUGAAUGCCGGCUUUAUUCAGGCCACAGAUUAUGUGGAGAUCUGGCAGGCAUACCUCGAUUACCUGAGGAGGAGAGUGGAUUUUAAACAAGAUUCGAGUAAAGAGCUGGAGGAGCUGAGAGCUGCUUUUGCUCGGGCACUGGAGUAUUUGAAACAAGAAGUGGAGGAACGUUUCAGUGAAAGUGGAGAUCCUUCCUGUACCAUCAUGCAGAACUGGGCAAGAGUAGAGGCUCGCCUUUGUAACAACAUGCAGAAAGCUCGAGAACUUUGGGAUAGCAUUAUGACGAAAGGAAAUGCAAAGUACGCCAACAUGUGGCUGGAAUACUACAACCUGGAACGGGCACAUGGCGAUACCCAGCACUGUCGGAAGGCACUGCACCGGGCCGUGCAGUGUGCCAGCGACUACCCGGAGCACGUCUGUGAAGUGCUGCUCACCCUGGAGAGGAUCGAAGGUACUCUGGAAGACUGGGAUUCAGCAGUGCAGAAAACAGAAAACCGAUUAGCUCGAGUUAAUGAGCAGAGAGUCAAGGCUGCUGAGAAGGAAGCCGCUCUGGCCCAGCAAGAAGAAGAAAAGACCGAGCAGCGCAAGAGGGCCCGGGCGGAGAAGAGGGCCUCCAAGAAGAUGAAGAGAAGCAGGGCAGGGGACAAGCGCAAGGCUGAGGAAGACGAGGACGACGAGUGGGGGGAGGAAGAGGAAGAGCAGCCGAGCAAGCGACCAAGAGCCGGGAGCGGCCUUCCUUUGACUGCCGAGGAGGAGGCCCCGGGCCUGGAGCUGGGGCUCUUUGGAAGGAGUACGGUGAUGGAAGUCGAUCCGCCUUCCAAACAGAAGGAGAAGGCGGCUGCCAUCAGAAAGGAGAUGCCCAAAGUGUUUCACGAUAGCAGUAAAGACAGCGUCACUGUGUUUGUCAGCAACCUGCCCUACAGCCUGGGGGACCCCGAGGUGAAGCUCAGGCCCCUCUUUGAGGCCUGUGGGGAGGUCACUGAGAUCCGUCCCAUAUUCAGCAACCGUGGGGACUUCCGGGGCUACUGCUACGUCGAGUUCAAGGAGGAGAAGGCCGCCCUGCAAGCCCUGGGCUUGGACCGCAAGACUGUGGAGGGGAGGCCCAUGUUUGUCUCUCCUUGUGUAGACAAGAACAAGAAUCCAGACUUUAAGGUGUUCAGGUAUAGCACGGCCCUGGAAAAGCACAAGUUGUUCAUCUCUGGUUUGCCUUUCUCCUGCACAAAGGAGGAACUAGAAGACGUCUGCAAAGCUCACGGAGGUGUGAAAGACCUCAGGCUGGUCACCAACCGCGCCGGGAAACCCAAGGGCCUUGCCUAUGUAGAAUAUGAGAAUGAGGCUCAGGCUUCUCAGGCUGUGUUGAAAAUGGAUGGGAUGACAAUGAAAGGAAGCGUCAUUAAAGUGGCCCUCAGCAACCCUCCCCAGAGGAAGAUGCCUGACAGACCUGAGGCUGGGAGAGCAGCAGGGGCCCUGGUGCCCCGGCAGGUGUACGGCGCGCGGGGUAAGGGGAGGACCCAGCUCUCGCUCUUGCCUCGGGCAUUGCAACGCCCCAGCAAUCCUGGCCCUAAGACUGAGAAUGGGACACUGCAGAGCCCACCUGGACCCUCUUCAACACCCACAGAGGCGCCCAAGAUGUCGAAUGCUGACUUUGCCAAGAUGCUCCUGAAAAAGUGAAUCGGACUCUAUGGGAAAUGUGAAAAUGCCUUUUAGGAAGCCAUUUUGUGUCCUUAUUUCUGCUGGCGAGGGGAACACCCCCUCCCCCCCAAUCAUCCUCUGUAAAUACUACUUCGUCCCGUUCAGUCUAUCGAAGUACAGGUUGGGGCUGGACCAAGCCAGGGGGCUCUUUUGUUCUGACUGUGACAGAAAAGGCUGGUGUGGGUAGAAAUGGCUUUAAAUGGUCCCUCAUAUUGAGGGUGGGCAACACAAGGGAAAUAUUCACUUUACAGGCGGGCACGGGAGGUGUGGGGCUGGAGCAUGGUCCUUGUAGGGCUCCGCUCCUCGGGGCAGCUUUUUGCGUUUACAGGAUUCUCAUUUCAUGCCUCACAGAGCAGACCAGCCCAUCGUUCUUGGCAAAGACAAAAUGGCAGAUGCUCAGAAUUCACCACAAUGGCCUAUUUUAGUAGGGGGAGGGGAAGGGAAGUUAGAGAAAAGUGGAUCGGAUUGAUGUUCUGUUCAAAGUGGUCUUUGUUUUUAUAUUGUGUAUUUGUAAAUGACAUGUCAAACCCUUAUUUUUGAGUUUCCUAAGGAUGGGAGACUGGAGAUGUUUGUUUUGUAUUCAGAAUUGUGUGUGCUGCCACCGUGGGUCACAUCUACUUUGUUUGCCCAAGGAAUUGUACUCCCCCUCGUUGAGACCCUCAGCUCCUUGGUUUCGUUUAUAUAUGAUGUCAAAAUGCAAACUCACCUCCUCCAUUUAACUUCACUUAUUAAACUGAAGUGAUCUUUAAAAGGUU
Dromiciops gliroides (monito del monte) is the source of this 3738-nucleotide messenger RNA. It is a transcript of the gene SART3, whose product is annotated as spliceosome associated factor 3, U4/U6 recycling protein. Gene Ontology annotation, biological process: RNA processing. NCBI's taxonomy places the organism in Eukaryota, Metazoa, Chordata, Mammalia, Microbiotheria, Microbiotheriidae. The record is from RefSeq and is a predicted model, not a curated record. Gene Ontology annotation, molecular function: RNA binding; protein binding. The transcript has 19 exons. The coding region runs from base 41 to 2962 and encodes 973 amino acids.